GUGAACUUUGAGACCUGGGCUACCAGAUAGUAGGCUACACGUAUUGGAGCAGCGGCCUUGUUUUUAUCACAGAUCAAAAGGCAACGGGUGACACUCCUUUUAAUGAUCUCCUUCCCUCGGCGUCAGCGGAGAGGACACUGGCUUCUAACAUGCCUCACUUCGCAACCACGCGUGUUUAACAGGGAUUAUUUCUAUCUGGACAUUUCUUUUCUAAAAGCGGUCAAACAAGAAGUUUUCAACAAUGAGGCUGCCGGUGGAAGUCUGCGUGUUUCUUAUUUCUCUCUUGGCUCCUGGAGUUUUGUACACCAUGAACAACAUCCCUGUGCUUCAGCAACCUCUUCCUAUCCUGGGAAUGGGAAUGGUCAUCCUGGGAUUGGUUCUUCUUCUCCUCCUCUUCACUGUGGGAAACAAGCAGAAAGUGGACCCCUUAUUCUAUGUAUUUGCAGAGUUUUCAUUCGCUUGCAUGGUGGGCCUGACGAAUGCUUUAGAGCAGGAUGGGUUCAUCUCUGGCUUCAUAGGCUUCUACCUAAAGAUGGGUGAGCCUCAUCUAAGUACCGCCUAUGCUGUGAUGAUGUCUUACUGGGAAGGGGUCGUUCACUUCCUCCUCUUCCUCGCUAUCAUCCACCGCAUGUUCAAGGGGAAGUCGUAUCGCAGCCUGGGGCUGCUGUGGGCCGGCUCCUCAAUCGCCCAUCAGAUCGUCCUCAUCCCGGGAGUGUUCAUUGGUAAAUAUGGGUCUAACAUCCAACCAGCAUUCUGGAGGAACAUCCCCUUCUUUUUGGUGCCUUUCUGGGCGGCGUCCCUGCUCUUCAGCAGACCCAGAGAGAUGCCAGUCGUCACAGCAGACAAAAUCUCAGUGGAGCAAAAGAAAAGUCUGCUGUCUCGACCUAUUGACCUGCUUCUGUCACUUGUGUUACUCGGAGCAAUGGCCUUCUCUGUUUUCAGAGGCUUUGUAGUGCUGGACUGUCCUCUAGACGCCUGCUUCACCUACAUCUACCAGUACGAGCCCUACCUCAAAGACCCAGUUGGCUUUCCGAGAGUUAUGAUGCUGGUGUAUUUGUUCUAUACUCUGCCCCUGCUCACUGUCUUCAUCUAUGGCCUGAAAACACCUGGAUGCAGCUGGAUGUUGGACUGGACCAUCUUCUUGGUUGGGGCCAUGGCUCAGACCCAGUGGUGCCAUCUCGGAGCAUCUCUGCACUCCCGCACUCCCUUCACGUACCGAGUCCCAGCAGACAAGUGGUGGCCUGUUAUCACCCUCAAUGUGCUGCUCGCUGCUGCACCGGUUCUGUUGGCCCUGCGCUGCCACACCAACCCCGCUUAUUUUAUGAAACCUGUUCCCAAGGGACAGGCCAACAAUGAGAAGAAGAAAAACUAGACCACACACCAGCUAUUGACUGUCGAGGAAUACUUCAUGCUGUGACAAGGCUAAUGUUUUCUGGGGACUCUCGUUGCCGCACAAACUUCAUUAAACACAAAAUAUUUCAACCUAAAACCGAGAGGAAAUGUAAAAAUGCUGCUGUCAGACUCAACUGUUCAAAAUCAGUCACCUCGCGCAGCAGCACUCCCUGCAUGAACUAUUGGACCCUGAUAAGAAGGCUGUUCAUUGAGGUGAGGACUGUGAUCAGAUUGCACGGCUUUCAGGUGACUCAUGCAGAUACCCAUUUGGUAUCUUCCCAAACUAAGACUAACCUGGAUCAUACAGGUCGGCAACACAAUACUGGAGAGUGACAGUCAUCAUUAUACAUCUUUCUAUGCAGAAAUCCUCACCACUUGAGCUUGAGGCUAAUUUUUACUGAUCCAAAAUUGUCAGUAAAAACUAUCACAGCUUUGAAGGUUUAAAAUAAAUGUGAAUAUAAGAAGUGUUCAUAGGAUUCAGUAAAUAAUGCUGCUGAAUAACAAAGAGUUGCUGAUAAAGGAGACACUCGCAGAUAUUAUUACUCAGUUAACCAGAAAAAGUCCACCUGGUGCCUUUAUGUAACAUAUUUUUUAUCCUACUUGUUGUCACUGGGGCCUCAACUAAUGACUAUUUUCUGAUUAACUGAUUAAUCAUUUGGUUCUACAAAUAUCAAAAAAUAAUGAAAAAUUUCCAGCAUUUCCUAAAGCCCAAGGUGACAUCUGACCAACUGUUAAAAAUCCAAAGAUAUUCAAUCUGCAAUUAUAUAACAAAGAAAAGCAUCAAAUCCUCACACUGUAGAAGCUUAAAUCAGAGAUUAUUUGGUGUAUUUCCUUGAUAAAUUAAUUGAAUACCAAAAUAGUUGUGACUGCAUCUCAGUGUGGUUUUCCAUGUUUCAUCUUCCUCUUUAUUUUGUACAAUAAACAAAUCAUCUAAAUCGGGCUUGUUUUUGUAUAAAAAAUGGGAUUAAGAUGAUUUGAGCCGACCAGUUGUAACAGCAUUUGAUUAAAUUACAUUUGCAUCAACCUUUUCUGUUUUGGCAUUAUCUCUAUUGGUUGAUGUGCAUGUGCACUUAAAUAAGAAAACCAAAGUUGAUCAUGAAUCUAAUGUUGGAUUCUGAAGUUAUCUGCAAAUGGAGCAGUUUGCUGGUUUAACAGAACUAUCUCUUCAGAUGUCAAUACUGCCUCCAGUUGGUGAUGUCAUUGUGCCUUGUGUGCGGUGAACUCUCCUGUCAAAUUGAUAAGAGCUGAACCCUGGAUUUAGGUGAGCUGUCAGCCACAACAGCCACACAAAUGAUCACAUGACACGUCGGCCAGCUGUCCAUGGCCCAAACAGUUUUUUCUCCUGGGUAUGUUAUUUUUUAAAUAAAGUGUAGUUUUCACAUGAAUCAAUGAAUCAAUAUUGUCCAGGACUGUAUAUGAUGCAUAGAUCAUUAAUUUAAUAUUUUAUGUGAGAGGGGGUGUGAACGUGGAACGCAGUUCACAUUUCAGUUACACACAGUAGGUUUUCAAGUUAAGUGUUUUAGAUGCAGUGUUUUGAAAUGUGAAAAAGUAAUUUUAGAAUAUAUGCCUGGCACUGCAGAGACUACAUGUUCAGUGGGACUAAAACAAAUUAUAAUAACCCAGUUAAAUGGACAGAAAAUGGACAGACCUUGCACAUCUCUUGAAAAUGAUCCGGGUUUAGAGGGUCUACAUGGAUUUAUGAUAUACUAUGCACAACUUAAGUCAACUGCUUUUAAGAUUUAUCUUAAUUUUUCUGAUCAAACUUUGGGAUCAAAUUAAGACCAUACUGUAAUUCAUCUCAAGAAAAUUCAUUAUUGUUGAGUGUUGGACUUAAUUGAUUUGUUUUUUAUUUUACACUGUUCUGGCAAGCACAUUCAUUUAUGACUUCUCUUUUUUUUUUAAAUACUCACAGACACAACAGAGAUGUGUAAAAAUUACCUUGUGAACCAAACAGGAUGAAACUAUUGCUCACUGUGCCGCGCAAUGUGUGCCGUGCAAGUGAGUGGCAAAGCUCAGAAAGGUUAAGCCAAAAACAAAGACUUUCAUCUGCUGGGGUACCAAGGUGACAUGGCGGAAACUAUCUCUCAGCACAACAGCACUUUCCUGUCAAAAAGUAAUGGAUUAUAGGAUCUCUACACUAGUUAAAAAAAAAACA
Messenger RNA from Micropterus salmoides (largemouth bass), 3547 nucleotides. RefSeq lists its product as uncharacterized. The coding region runs from base 242 to 1372 and encodes 376 amino acids. Gene Ontology annotation, biological process: regulation of lipid metabolic process; lipid homeostasis. The record is from RefSeq and is a predicted model, not a curated record. Gene Ontology annotation, cellular component: endoplasmic reticulum membrane; endoplasmic reticulum-Golgi intermediate compartment membrane. The transcript is spliced from 10 exons. Lineage: Eukaryota; Metazoa; Chordata; Actinopteri; Centrarchiformes; Centrarchidae.